Microcebus murinus (gray mouse lemur) is the source of this 2115-nucleotide messenger RNA. The record is from RefSeq and is a predicted model, not a curated record. NCBI's taxonomy places the organism in Eukaryota, Metazoa, Chordata, Mammalia, Primates, Cheirogaleidae.
CCCACAGUUAUUAGAGAAGGGAAGGGCAGUGUGAUGCUGGUGCCAGAAUAGAAAGCAGGAGAGGGGACCAUAAAGAAGGACAAGCAAAACCAAGGGGAAUGGAAAACAGAGGAUGGAGAGACACAGAGGCUGGGAGUGUUGGCCCAGGCGAGCUGGGCCAGGCCAUGGAUGCAAGCCUCAGCGCUGUGACAUACUGCCGAAAGGUUGUAGGGCAAGAGGGUGUCUCCCCCAAACGGGCCGACCCUCCUGCGGUCUCGACGCAUGGACUAUAAUAGGAUGAACUCCUUCUUAGAGUACCCACUCUGUAACCGGGGACCCAGCACCUACAGCGCCCACAGCGCCCCAACCUCCUUCCCCCUCAGCUCAGCUCCAGCCGUUGACAGCUACGCAGGCGAGGGUCGCUAUGGCGGGGGCCUCCCCAGCCCCGCGCUCCAGCAGAACUCGGGCUAUCCCGCUCAGCAGCCGCCUUCAGCACUGGGGGUGCCCUUCCCCAGCUCCGCGCCCUCGGGGUACGCCCCGGCCGCCUGCAGCCCCAGCUAUGGGCCUUCUCAGUACUACCCUCUGGGUCAAUCGGAAGGAGAUGGAAGCUAUUUUCAUCCCUCGAGCUACGGGUCCCAGCUAGCGGGUUUGUCCGACGGCUACGGAGCCGGUGGAGCGGGCCCCGGGCCGUACCCUCCGCCGCAGCCCCCUUACGGGACUGAGCAGGCGGCGAGCUUUGCACCGUCCUACGCUGAUCUCCUCUCUGAGGACAAGGAAUCGUCCUGCGGGUCAGAAACCAGCACCCCCACGGCCCGGACCUUCGACUGGAUGAAGGUUAAGAGAAAUCCACCCAAGACAGGUAGGGCUCAGAGCUGGCCACCCCCUCUCCGGGGCCCAAAGUGGCUCUCCUGCCCCUGCACCGAGAUGGCCUGGGCGGGGUUAUUCUUCAGCCAGGUAAGAGCAGGUAAGAUAGAGGCAGGCAAGAGCAUUCUCAGGUCAGGUGAAGUCUCCCCACCCAGCAGGAGCCCGGUCACGCCCAGAGGAAGUCUCCCUACCCACUCCAUUCCCAGAUCCGUGCACCCAGCACGGGCCCAGGACCUAGUGUGCUUCGGGGUCAGGGGUGGAAGUAUAGGGGAGGUGGCUCCAGAUUUGUGGAUCACUAUUGGGGUCCCCGGUGAUCUGUGGGAACUUCGAGAACUGAAGGUGGACAGCAUGGUGAAUGGAGGCUCAGGGCUGCCCGGGAGGAGGGGAGGAGAAGGAGAAAGAGGUGAGAGAACUGACGUCGCCUUUCUCCCCGCCCCGCCCCUAGCGAAGGUGUCGGAGCUGGGCCUGGGUGCGCCCAGCGGCCUCCGCACCAACUUCACCACGCGGCAGCUGACAGAGCUGGAGAAGGAGUUCCAUUUCAACAAGUACCUGAGCCGGGCCCGGAGGGUGGAGAUCGCGGCCACCCUGGAGCUCAACGAAACGCAGGUCAAGAUUUGGUUCCAGAACCGGCGCAUGAAGCAGAAGAAACGCGAGCGGGAGGGAGGCCGGGUACUCCCGGCCCCACCAGGCUGCCCCAAGGAGGCAGCAGGAGAUGCCUCGGACCAGUCCACAUGCACCUCCCCUGAAGCCUCGCCCAGCUCCGUUACCUCCUGACCUGAACCUCACAACCCACGAGCUUCCAGGCACUGGAGCGCCCCAGUCCAGCCCUCUCCCAGGCUCUCCACAACCGGCCUCGGCUUCACUGCCUGGUGAUCCUCUCCAAGGCCCGGACACCAGUUUAGAGCUGGGGGUGGGGGUGGGGAAACCUUUUUCUCAGAUCUGGGUGGGGAACUGAUGGCUAGGGACCCUACAGGCCCAGAGGCCUGGGAGGCACGGAACCUGUCAAAUGUGGAGGGAAGGCUUUUCAUCUGGGUAUCAGCUCCCCCUCAACAUGUGGGUGGGGGUGGGAGCCAGCCCCAUCCUCCUGGAUUCUCUUUUCCCUUCCAACUUUAGUUUAUUCAGUUCAGUGCCUUUGAGCUUCAAGGAUUCUCCUCAUGAACUCAUAUCCUAACUUCCUCUUCUAGGCCCAGGACAGAUGGAAGGCCUUGAAUGUUCUUGUGUGGGAGCUGUUUGGGUGCUGGCAUAUUAUUACCAAUCCUUAAUCCAGUCACC